GCAUAAUGUCUGUAGACAAACCAACGCUCCGCUACAGUAGCAUUUUAGCUGCCGGCACUAGAAAUUGCCUUAUGAAAGCGGAAGAUCACUAGCUAACGUUAUAUCUCAGACUUUUACAUCCAUAGCCAUUGUGUUUUUGAAAGCGAGAGUUCUCCGGAAUCAAUUCUCAGAGGAACAUAAAUACGGAUCGAAAGCUACUUUAUACCGAGUGGCUCCUGUUCAAGCGAAUGUAGCAAAGGCUGAACGCUUCGCUCAUUCAUUUGUGGGACGGGACGGCGGGCGGCCCGUAAACAUGUAAAUAUAUAAACACAUACUGUAUAUAAACACACAUUGGUUUCCCUGGCAAGUACCUUAAUACACGAUGGCAACUGGUGCAGAUGUACGAGAUAUACUGGAACUGGGAGGCGGUGACAAUGACUCGGGACCCAUCAGUAAGAAGGACAUCAUUAACUCUGAUAAAAAAAAGUCAAAGAAGUCAACAGAGACACUGACAUUCAAACGGCCCGAGGGGAUGCACAGAGAGGUUUAUGCUCUCCUCUAUUCGGAUAAAAAAGAUGCUCCUCCACUGUUGCCUAGCGACACCACGCAGGGCUAUCGGACAGUCAAGGCCAAGCUGGGCUGUAAGAGAGUACGUCCCUGGAAGUGGAUGCCUUUCACUAACCCCGCCAGGAGAGAUGGCGCCAUAUUUCACCACUGGAGACGCCUGACGGAGGAGGGCAAAGACUACCCAUUCGCCCGCUUUAAUAAGACCGUUCAGGUGCCUGUGUACUCAGAGCAGGAGUAUCUCAUGUACCUUCACGAUGACGGAUGGACCAAAGCAGAGACAGAUCACCUGUUCGACCUCUGCAAGAGCUUUGAUCUGCGUUUUAUCGUAAUCCAUGACCGCUAUGACCACCAGCAGUUCAGGAAGCGGUCAGUUGAAGACCUGAAAGAGCGCUACUACAACAUCUGUGCCAAACUCUCAAAGAUCCGCGCUGGCACUGGGUGCGAACCCAAAAUCUACGUGUUUGACGCAGGACACGAGAGGCGUAGAAAGGAGCAGCUGGAAAGAUUGUUCAACCGCACCCCAGAACAGGUGGCAGAAGAGGAGUACUUGAUCCAGGAGCUUCGUAAGAUCGAGACACGGAAGAAGGAGAGAGAGAAGAAAGCCCAGGACCUGCAGAAGCUCAUCACGGCCGCAGACACCACCACGGAGAUGCGGCGGGCAGACCGGAAGGCCACGAAGAAGAAGCUUCCCCAGAAGAGGGAGACUGAGAAACCGGCUCUACCAGAGACAGCAGGCAUCAAGUUCCCUGACUUCAAAUCCGCUGGUGUCACGCUUCGUAGCCAAAGAAUGAAGCUCCCAAGCUCAGUGGGACAGAAGAAGAUUAAAGCCAUCGAGCAGAUCUUAACGGAGCAGGGAGUCGAUCUGAACCCCAUGCCCACUGAGGAGAUUGUGCAGAUGUUCAACGAGCUGCGCAGCGACCUGGUGCUGGUCUACGAGCUGAAGCAGGCGCACGCCAACUGCGAAUACGAGCAGCAGAUGCUGCGGCAUCGCUACGAGGCCCUGCUCAAGGCCGGUGGUGAGGCCACCCACCUUGGUGAGGGGCCUGGGGCAGAGGGCUCUGCCGGCCCCGGGUGUGAGGACCUGAAGGCAGAGGCCAAGGAGCAGGUCAUCGACGUGGUAGGAGCGCCGCUCACGCCCAACUCUAGAAAACGAAGAGAGUCCGUCUCCAGUUCAUCUUCUCUGAAGAAAGCCAAGAAACUUUGAUCUGGAUAAAGAAUCAUUGCUUGGGUCAGGGGUGAAUACAUGGAAAGAACAUCGACUAGCUAAAUAUAGGAAACGCUGUUUAUCAUGCUGUGCAGGAACUCUUACUUAUCUACAGGCAAACCACAAUCUCACGGCGGUCCCUGAAAUUCUACCCUUUAUUUGCUGGCAAAUCCAGGUUCCUCGGUUCCUGUCUGAAGCUCCCUUUGCUUAAAGCCACGACCACCACAAUACAGAACUGACUGACAUUCCAUUCAAUUAUCCCUUCCUCGUCGUCGCGGUACCUGAAAUGAAGUUGGAUGAUCUGUAAAUUGCCACGCGGGACUAAUCGGGACACAGGAGAACAGCUGUCCCCGUUUAAUUGAAAUGCGGGCAGACGGCCUAAGUGGCUCUCCGAGGCGAAUCAGCCUUGACGACGGCGUCUCCGUCUUUACACUCUGCGGCCACCCCAUGAGCGCCUUGUUUAUUUUAGCUCCGUGACAUUAAACCAGCGAUGCUUUACUUUAGGACAUGACAGUUCCUCGUGGAGGUGGAGGCUGGUGUGGUUUGCAAUUUACUCUGCCCAGUCAAGACUUACAGCUCCAUUUUCUACUGCAGACUAGUUUGUUGACACUUGUUGGCAGUUCAGCAUAUCAGCUGUCUUUGAAUCCCUGUAAAGGUCACGUUCCCCUGAGCCAGGUUGUCCUGGCCCACCCCUUCUCUCCCCCCCCCCCCCCCCCCAGUUACAUUUUCUGUACCGUUUAUGGAUUCUGACAUCUUGUCAAAUUUACGCUAUGAUUUAAUAAAAAAUCGUUUCUGCUUUUUA
Paramormyrops kingsleyae is the source of this 2552-nucleotide messenger RNA. It is a transcript of the gene dmap1, whose product is annotated as DNA methyltransferase 1 associated protein 1. Gene Ontology annotation, cellular component: NuA4 histone acetyltransferase complex; nucleus; Swr1 complex. Gene Ontology annotation, biological process: chromatin remodeling; negative regulation of transcription by RNA polymerase II; DNA repair. Gene Ontology annotation, molecular function: transcription corepressor activity. The record is from RefSeq and is a predicted model, not a curated record. NCBI's taxonomy places the organism in Eukaryota, Metazoa, Chordata, Actinopteri, Osteoglossiformes, Mormyridae.